Molecule: messenger RNA, 921 nt
Organism: Stylonychia lemnae
Lineage: Eukaryota; Ciliophora; Spirotrichea; Sporadotrichida; Oxytrichidae
Source: the annotation of a GenBank genome assembly
AUGAAACAAUCAAUUAUCCUCGCUCAUUUAAUGUUUAGCAUUUUGAGUUUGCUAUUACUGGUAAAACAAUCAUAAGCAGAGAUAAUCCCUCCAAAUUGGUGGGAGAAAGUAAACGCUAGAUCAGUAAGCGGAUGGGAUGACUUUAAGAAGAUUACUGAAGUUGAUCACAAAGAUAAAAUAAUAUUCAUCGAUUUCUAUAUGCAAUAUUGUCCUUGGUGCUUUAGACUUAUGGAUGAUUUCAAUAGAAUAGUAGAAGAUAUGACAGAGUGGUAUGGACCUGAAUAAGUUCUCUUCUUAAAGAUAGAUGGACCUUAUAAUAGAGAUAUCAGUUUCCAAUUUAGAGUAGGAGGUUACCCUACUAUUUACUCUGUACUUCCAAAUACAAAUGGAGCACCUCAUUAGCAAUUUAGCGCUUUUCCCAGAAACUAUGAUAAUUUGAAGAAAUGGAUGCUUGAGAUAAUGGGAUCUACUCCUAUGAGGCCAGGAUAGAAAUUACCUUCUCAUGAAUAAGAGGAAUAACUAAGAAAAUUAAAGCAAACCAUUGAGGAGACAUUGAAUGAUUAAUAAAUAAAACAAUCUGAGACAAUGAGUCAUGCUUUCAUUGAUAUUCUAAAAUAAGUGGGCGAAUCAUCCAUAAAGCAAUCUGAUAAAUUAAAUGACUUGAUAAAACAUUAUGAGGCAAUUGUUAACACAACCACUGAGAUACUUGACUAGGAGGAAUAGAAUUAAAAAUAGUAGGAGGGUUAUCUUGAUUCAGCUUUCAAUAAUUUUUUAAUUGGCACGAUUGCAGGUGGUAUUUCAGCUUUCCUAAUUGUUAUUUAUCUCAAUUUGAAUACCUUUGCAUCAGAUUAAUAAAAGAAAAAGAAAGUAAAUCCUAGUUUGAUAAGGCCAUAAAGUGAUAUUCAAGAGAAGUCAGCAUGA